Fusarium keratoplasticum is the source of this 1161-nucleotide messenger RNA. RefSeq lists its product as uncharacterized. Gene Ontology annotation, cellular component: G protein-coupled receptor homodimeric complex; membrane. The record is from RefSeq and is a predicted model, not a curated record. Gene Ontology annotation, biological process: G protein-coupled receptor signaling pathway. Bases 1 to 1161 code for a protein of 386 amino acids. Gene Ontology annotation, molecular function: pheromone binding; mating-type factor pheromone receptor activity. The transcript has 2 exons. NCBI's taxonomy places the organism in Eukaryota, Fungi, Ascomycota, Sordariomycetes, Hypocreales, Nectriaceae.
AUGGACGGCUUUGACCCAUACACGCAGAACGUCACCUUCUUCCUUGCUGACGGCAAGACCGAGGUGCAGAUCCCCAUGCCCGUGCUCGAUGCAUUCCGCCGCGAGAUCACCAGCAUCUGCAUCAACUAUGGCACUCAGUUUGGUGCCUGUGUCAUCAUGCUCAUCACUCUUCUCAUCAUGACCCCCGCGGCCAAGUUCCGCAGGGCCUCCAACAUCCUUCACGUCCUGGGCCUCGUCGUCUGCGCCAUCCGCAUGCUCCUUUUGGGCCUCUACUGGCCCUCUGUCUUUACCGACUUCUACCACUUCUGGGCUAGGGACUACUCUCACAUUCCCCAGAGCGAGUUUGCCCGCAGCGUCGCUGCCAAUGUCAUGUCGCUCCUCCUCGUCAUCAUCAUCGAGCUCGCCCUCAUGAACCAGGCCUGGACCAUGGUCUCCCUCUGGCCCGACAUCUGGAAGUAUGUCAUUGUCGUCUCCUCGGGCAUCAUCACCCUCCUCACCAUCGCUUCCCGUAUCGCCUUUACCGUUCACCAGAACAAGGCCAAUCUGAACCUCGCCCCGGCGUCGAACAACUUAUGGCUUAUUCACUGGAUGGUGGUUAUGAAUGUCGUGUCCAUCAGCUGGUUCUGCGCCAUCUUCAACAUCAAGCUCAUCUGGCACCUCAUCUCGAACCGUGGUGUUCUCCCUUCUUACAAGGCCUUGACCCCGAUGGAGGUGCUCGUCAUGACCAACGGAAUCCUUAUGAUUGUUCCCGUCAUCUUCGCAGGUCUGGAAUGGGGUCACUGGAUCAACUUCGAAUCCGCCUCUCUGACCCUCACCUCCGUCGCCAUCAUCCUCCCCCUGGGCACCCUCACAGCCCAGCGCAUGGCCCAAAACGGCUCCAACUUUUCCUACUCAUCCGCCGGCGACUCGAGCGUCCGCUACAACGCCAGCUUUAGUGGACGCGGCGCUGGAAGCUCCAUGGUCCCCCUCAAGGCGUCCAGCUUCAGCACCCACCGCACCGCAACCACCGUCGAGCGUGCUCCGGCUGUCUUUGCCCGCUGCGAGGCUGGCAUGUCGUCUCGUGACCGCAUGAACCCCGUUGAUUUGGAGCUCGGCAAGUAUGACUCUGACUCUCAUGUUCGUGUCGAUCGGAACCUCACGCAGCACGAGGAACGGGUCUAG